Molecule: messenger RNA, 3911 nt
Organism: Chiroxiphia lanceolata (lance-tailed manakin)
Lineage: Eukaryota; Metazoa; Chordata; Aves; Passeriformes; Pipridae
Gene: RUFY2
Product: RUN and FYVE domain containing 2
Exons: 18
Coding region: 133-1974 (613 amino acids)
Cellular component (GO): cytoplasm
Molecular function (GO): metal ion binding
Source: RefSeq, a predicted model, not a curated record
CGGCUAGACCAUGCUUUAAAACAGACCUAAAAUGCAUUUUGCCUCGGAAGAAGCAGACGAGAGGGCUGACAGUUAAAAGGACACUAGAUACGGGAGUCUUGUGUGUGGGCAGGAUCAGCUCCAAAAGUCAAAAUGAGGUCACCUGAAAAAGGAAUUGCUGUAAAGGACCCUACAGCUGUAGAAAGAGCAAACUUACUGAAUAUGGCUAAACUGAGUAUCAAAGGCCUCAUUGAGUCAGCGCUGAGCUUUGGCCGCACUCUGGAUUCCGACUACCCCCCUCUGCAGCAGUUCUUCGUUGUCAUGGAGCACUGCCUCAAGCACGGCUUGAAAGUAAGAAAAUCCUUUCUAAGUUACAAUAAAACCAUCUGGGGUCCUCUGGAACUUGUGGAGAAAUUAUAUCCAGAAGCUGAGGAAAUAGCAGCAAGUGUCAGAGAUUUACCUGGCCUCAAGACGCCGCUGGGCCGUGCCCGGGCCUGGCUGCGGUUGGCACUGAUGCAAAAGAAAAUGGCCGAUUAUCUUCGCUGUUUGAUCAUCCAGAGAGAUCUCCUCAGUGAAUUUUAUGAGUAUCACGCACUGAUGAUGGAGGAAGAAGGAGCAGUAAUUGUUGGGCUGUUGGUUGGGUUAAAUGUGAUAGAUGCCAACCUAUGUGUGAAGGGAGAAGACCUGGAUUCACAAGUUGGGGUGAUUGAUUUCUCUGUGUAUUUGAAGAGUGAUGAUGACAUCGGGGGUAAAGAAAGAGAUGUUCAGAUUGCUGCAAUAUUGGACCAAAAGAAUUAUGUUGAAGAACUAAACAGGCAACUGAAUAGCACAGUCAGCAGCCUCCAUGCAAGGGUUGAUUCACUGGAGAAAUCAAACACUAAACUGAUUGAAGAGUUAGCGAUAGCUAAAAACAAUAUAAUUAAACUCCAGGAAGAAAACCAUCAAUUAAGGAGUGAAAAUACUCUGAUUUUAAUGAAAACCCAGCAUCAUCUAGAGGCAACUAAAGUGGAUGUUGAAGCAGAACUUCAGACCUACAAACACUCCAGGCAGGGUUUGGAUGAGAUGUACAGUGAAGCUCGCAGGCAGCUUCGGGAGGAGUCCCAGCUUCGACAGGAUAUGGAGAAUGAGCUGGUGGUUCAAGUCAGUAUGAAACACGAGAUAGAGCUUGCCAUGAAGUUGCUGGAGAAGGAUAUCCAUGAGAAGCAGGAUACCCUCAUCGGCCUCCGCCAGCAGCUUGAUGAAGUUAAAGCAAUUAACAUGGAAAUGUACCAAAAGCUGCAGGUUUCUGAAGAUGCUAUGAAAGAAAAGAGUGAAAUAAUUAGUCGAUUAGAGGAUAAGACCAAUCAAAUUAAUGCAGCUAUGAAACAACUAGAACAAAGAUUGCAGCAAGCAGAGAAGGCCCAAAUGGAGGCUGAGGCUGAGGAUGAGAAACUUAAGCAGGAAUAUGUGAAUAAAUCUGAAAGUCUGCAGAAGGAAUUCUCCCAGAAGGAGAAACAGCUGCUUCAGCUGGAAACAGAUUUGAAGAUAGAAAAGGAGUGGCGGCAAACCUUAGAGGAUGAUCUUCAGAAGGAGAAGGAAACUGUAUCUCAUCUGAGAUUAGAGACCCAAGAAAUAAUUAACCUUAAAAAAGAGUUCCUUAAACUUCAGGAAAAGAACAAGCAACUGAAAAGGAUAUGUGAAGACCAAGAAGCUGCUCUCCAAGAACUGGCAUCCAAGCUGAGCGAAUCAAAGCUGAAAAUAGAAGAUAUAAAAGAAGCCAACAAAGCAUUGCAGGGCCAGGUUUGGUUGAAGGACAAAGAGGCCACACAUUGCAAGUUAUGUGAAAAGGAAUUUUCGCUUUCCAAAAGGAAGCAUCACUGUAGAAACUGUGGUGAGAUCUUCUGCAAUGCCUGUUCUGACAAUGAGCUGCCUCUGCCCUCCUCACCAAGGCCUGUCCGGGUCUGUGACUCCUGCCACGCAAUGCUCAUACAGAGGUGCUCUUCUAACGUGCCCUAAGGUUGUGUCACUAGAUAUUCAUUAGUUCUGGUGUUCAGCUAUUCCUGUAGAAAACCCAACGCCACCUAAAGAAUGUACAGCAGUAUUUCCAGGCUUCCAGGUAAGCAGUGUAGAGUUGCAGUUUUGAGGUGCACUGGAGGAGUCACUUCUCUGCUUCCUCUUGAAACCAACAGAGAAAAUGGGACCCAAAUGUCAAAAAUGCACAUGUGGAAAAAAAAAACCCAAACAGAUGAGGAUGUUGGUCUAACAAAUGGCUCAGCAUCUCCUUUGGAGGAGGCAGGGCAGCUUAUAGAGGAGAUUCAGUGUUAACAUUUGGUGGGUGUUUUAGUUAUUGAGAUGCUCUUCAAAAAGGUGAUGCACUUCCCUGCUUUUACAGGCUAGUCUGCCGCAAGUCCAACCUGAUUCUGCCCCUCAGUGUGCCUGUGAUACGUUGUUGUGUAGCAAAACCGUGCAGUAGCUCGUUUUCAAUUGUUUUUUAAAAAAAUAUGGCCAUUAAUGCAGUGCUCUGAUAAGUUUUUGCCAAAUACCAUAUUUGUUUACUUCCUCUUAAUUACCAGGACUUGAUGCAUCCAGGAGUAUUGCACUGACAGCUCUGCUCUGUGGAGUCACAGGUGGAAGGGGAGAUUUUGUCAGGGAACAAGCAGUGCCUCGGGCACUUGCAGAAGGAAGGUGUGUUUUGGUGAAUGAUUUUUGCAAAUGAACUGUUAAUAUGAUGUAUCUGUGUUUCCAUCCAAAGAGAGCUGUCCAUCACAAACCUUUUGCCCGACAUUGCAACUUUGAACGCACCUCUUUGCAUUAUUUUCGUGCAGGUCAUGCUCUCAGGCUGCCCAUGCAGUCAGUGUGUAGCUCUAGAAACCACCAGGACAGCCUGGGAUUAAAUACCAGGGACCACAUCCUUUCUGUGUUGCACAGGAAAGUUCUUAGUUUGUCACCAUCUCCGUCAAACUUGCAGAAUUUGUUCCUAAACUUCAUUUUUUUCCAGAGCACCUUUGAGCCCCCCCACUCUGUUGGCACUGAUGAGCCCUCAGCAGAAUUACCAGGCCGGGAGCUUCUUCAGCUGUGGGCUUGGACUAUUCCUACUAACAGGAAAAGGGAGGCUUGGGAACAAGUCUUCUAGUUGUCCUUGCACUUUGUUUAGCUUAGCUUUGUCUCUGGGGAUAGGGAUUUAGUUAAUAUCCUAAAAUCUAACAUAGCUGUUCUUUUCAACACUCAAUGUAGUUGCUUAUGUAGCUUUUGUAAAGAAAAAUGUUUCUAAAAUGACCUGAUGUAACUUUUUGUAAAAUACCAAACAAAUACUUGUAAAUGUGUAAAUAACUUUUGGAAAAAAAAUAAAUUUAAUUGAUCUGCAACUUAACUAAGGGAAUAAUGUCACUUUAUUUAAAUUUGUAAUUGAGAGGAUUGUAUUUUAUUUUAUUAUGACUUGUUCAUGAUGCUUAGAAAACUUUUGCCUGUGCUGGGGAGCGGGCACCUACCCUGCUAAAGACACAGUCAAGGGCUGCUCAUGUGCCUCCUGAGAGUAUUCCCAGAGUGUUUUCCAGUGGGCACCAGAGGCAGCAGGGGUUGAUGUAGGAUAACACUAAUCUGUACUGCUUUAAUAAGUAACUUCUCCAAAAGUAUGCAACUGAACAGAAGUAAUUUUAAAACAGGCAACUUUUUAAAGUGGAUUUCCUUAAGAUACAAUAAAUUACAUUUCUGUUACUUAACUGCCAUCUUUUCCUCUCCUCUGUGCUACCCUCUUUGCAAGGGGAAAAGCGUGCAAUUACUCAGAUUGUUUUUACUGUCUCCAAGUAACAUUUGUCCUUGAACAAACUGGUGAAUGCUGACAUUCCCUUGCAUUCAAACUACACACCUGGCCAGCUUUUAAGGUUUUUGGACCACACUAUGACUAAUGCUGUAUCUUUGUGUUUCUGUAAAAGCCUGCUUUUAGAUUGAUUCUA